Messenger RNA from Cajanus cajan (pigeon pea), 2265 nucleotides. RefSeq lists its product as uncharacterized. The record is from RefSeq and is a predicted model, not a curated record. Lineage: Eukaryota; Viridiplantae; Streptophyta; Magnoliopsida; Fabales; Fabaceae.
AUUUUCUCUUAAAAAAAUUUCUGUUAUCAUUAAAAUAUGAAAGUUUAAGGGAUUGGCGAUUGUCUUUUAAAUUUAACAAAAGUUAUAGAAAUUGAAAGAUAAAAGGGAAGAAAACUAGAGAAGAUAAGAGAAUAAAUGAAUUUAGUUGAUCCGGGAAGAGAAGAAAAAAGAAGGUAUAGAAAAAAGGAAGAUCAAUUCACUUGCCAUUAAAAAGUUUUCUUUGGAAAAUAAAAAAGAAAGUUAAUAGAGUGAUUUUUCAAGUCUUUGAACAACUAGAAAAUCAUUCAUCACAGUUUUAUAAUUAAGUUAAUUUAAAAUUUUAACCUUAAUCGAUAACAUUUAUUUUUCUGAAUUCAUUCAUUAUUUGAAGAAUAUUAUUGACUAUACUUAUAAUAAUUGUGAUUGUCAAAAUUAGUUUAUGAAAAUAAAAAUAUUUAAUUAAACAAGUAUAACUGGAUAAUAGAACAUAUAUUAUCUCUUAAAAAAUAUUAUCUUUUACAGGUAAAAGAGUAAUCUAUCCCAAAUAAAUACACUACAUUCAAAUACAUUCACAGGGUGAAUUAUUAGAUUUUAUUUUAAUUUUGAUUUUGAAAAUUUUAAUUAAUAUUUGUGGCGGUAAUUUUAAAUUAUUGACUUAUCUUGUUAAUGAUGUUGAAAGUUUAGAAAAGAAAUAAACUCCCGCCUUUGGAUCCCUAUAAAAGUAAGAAGGUGAAGGCAAGGCAAAGUCACCAUACAUCAUAAUUCUUGUCCUUAUUCUUUCUUACUCUUCACAAUGAAGUCAUUGCAAAAAAGAAAGAUCAGCCUCAAUCUACUCUCUAUCAUCGUUGAUCGUUUUCUCUUCGAUAACAACUUUUCUCUCACAUGCUCCACUUUUCGUAACGAGGCUUCCUCUCUUAUUGCCAACCAAGAGGUGUCAAAGAGUUUGCUGAGUUUGGAAAAUAUGCUGGAUGAGUAUAUAUGCUUGAAGGAAGAGAAGGCGUCGCUGCAUCAAGAAAGGGUUACGCUGAUGCAAGAGAAAAUCAGGAUUCAGAUGCUGUUGCGAGACAUGCAAAAUGCUGUCAACACAUUCAAUACUUUUUAGGGGCUACCCCCACCCAAUGUUGCAAAGAUGAACGCAAAUCCUGUGAUGGUUCCUCAAUCCAGAGUUCUCCUUCAGGUGUUGCUCCUGUUAUUACUACUCCUCUACCUCCGCAAAACAUGUCUCAUAUACAGUCACUGCCUAUGCGUAUGAAUACCAAUGUGGAAGCAGGAAAGUUCUCUGCACCCAUGAUUAGUGCAUCUGACAGAAAGAGAAGAGAUAGUCAAGCAAUGGAUGUUCCUACAAUUUCAAAGAAGCAUCGUGGUAGACCACCUGGUAGAAAAAAUAAUGUUCAAGGUCAAAACAUACUGCCAUCAUCAUAUAAUACAGUCAAUAACCAAGUAAUUUCUACACCUUGUUCUGCAACUCAAUCAUCGGCUUGGAACUGUGCACUUGGUGGAUCACAGGUUCAAGGAUCUAAUGCAGUCAAUAACCAAGUAGUUUUUACGCCUUGUUCUGCAACUCAAUCAUCGGCUGAGAACUGUGCACUUGGUGGAUCACAAGUUCAAAGAUCUAGAGUUGUUAAAAGCUUAUUCAGUCCUCCUUCAUUUCCUAUUCCAACCAAUUCUCCAGUUUGAAAUACACCUUGCAAAACAAAUCCCUCUCACAAUGAUACAUGUGUAUCCCCUCUCGAGAUUUCUCCGAUUACGACAUGCAAUGGGAAGACUGCAGAACAAUUGUCUUGUUUAGGGAGAAGUCAAUGCAUUUCUCCAAUCAAUGUUGAUUUGGACAAGACAAGUGAGAAGGAUCUCGUAAGUAGCAGGUUGGAUGCUUCUGAUAUGCAUGAGAGCUUAGACAAAUCAUUGCCUAAUGAUGAUGAUGAUGCUGCAUACAACUUUGACAUGGAAGACAUAUCAUCACACAAUUCUUCGGAUUCGGAUAUGGAAAAGUUUGACAAGGAAGACUUAUCUGAAUUCUGCGAAUUCGAAUGUGGAGCCUUCAUUUCAUGAUGACAGUGUCUGAACUCUGAAAUGGAAACAUGGAUUCUUCUAUAUUUUUUUUUUUAAUAUUUUUUUAGCUUUGUAUUCAUUAUUCAGUGAUAAAAAUAAAACCCACAAAGGAAUUUGGAAAUGAUGCUGCGAGUGCAACGUUGGCUAUAUCUUAUUUGAUCUUAUAUCACCUUAUUGUUUAGUUUGGUCUAGUGAAAAACUUGGGCCGUAGUGUAUGGGAUGGCAAGUUGAGGUUGA